ACCUCAUUAACAUAUAGCUACAGAAAAUGUGUGCUAUGCGGUGAUGGAAAAGGACGAAUAUUCUCACUGUUUUCACAACAUAAAUGAUUUUGAAUCAUAAAUAUUACAAGGAUGGCACAUUUAAGGAUACUUAGGGCACAGUUUAGACAUAUUGCGAUCAACCGAUCCGUACAUUUUAGGAGUGGAACGGCUGUGAGAAAAAUUGCAAGAUGUUCCUUUGUAACUCCACAGUUUACUAUUGACAAAACUGGUCAUCGGUGCAGUAAACAUCAAAUAUGCCCAGAAUUUUCGUAUCAAACAAGACUGCAUGGAUCUCACUCACAUUCUAAUGACGUGGACGAUGAUGAAAACUUCAACUUCGAUUCAGAGGAUGAUGUGAGCGGAGAAGAUCAGGAUGUAGCCUCCUCCUCCUCCUCCAGCAGUGAAAGACAAUGUUUAUACGAUGAUCACAUCCCGACUACUGAGUUGCAGAAAGGAUUGCUUGCUGUGGGAUCCGCUGUCAUGUCCCUCUAUGACCCAUAUCGAGAUGAUAUGAUUGCAACACUGGGAGAGGUUACUGGACAUAGUGCACUGAGAAAACUUCAUAGCAAGAUGCUUGAUGAUCCAGAAGGAAGAGUCGUCUUGAGUGACCGACCACGAAUCAACACAAAAACUGUAAAUAUGGAUUGGUUGACGAGUCUACCAGAAGGAACGCUGGGCAGAGAGUAUGUGGACUUUAUGAAGAAAAAUAAAAUAACCUCAGACACGCGUACUUCAGUUCAGUUUGUGGAUGACCCCGACUUAGCCUACGUGAUGCAACGCUAUCGUGAAAUACAUGAUUUCAACCACGCCUUACUGGGCAUGCCCGCCACGAUGGUAGGAGAGGUGGUUGUGAAAUGGUUUGAGAUGAUCAAUACUGGGUUACCUAUGACAACCUUGGGGGCGCUGUUCGGACCACUUGGUGUGAAGAGGAGGCACCUUGGUAAGCUCUUCAGUGUUUACAUACCAUGGGUGAUCCAGACGGCACCCCGAGCAAAGCUUCUACUCAACGUCCAUUUUGAGAAGCGCUGGGAGCAACCUCUGACUGAGCUGCACAACGACAUUGGCAUGACACCCUUCAGCAAGGAGAGAUGACAACGCAGGACAUAUGACAAUAUUGACAAUUAUACGAUGUGCAGAAUGUAAAAACAAUCAAUAGAGAUUUGCUGGGGCACCUUAAUGUUUCUCCUUCAUGGACCUACUGAACUCCACAACGACAUUGGCGUGACGCCUUUCAGCGAGAGCUGACAACACGCAAAGACAUCAAAAGUCAACAUUUUGAAGGAUGUAAAGGAGAAUAGACAUUUUAUGUGGCCCUUGAAUCAGACCCACCACAACUCUUAAGAGCUACAAUAAGAUGAUACUGCAAACCUCAUAGUAGUGACUUCCAUAAGUUCACAAAGUUGGUUAGUACAAAUUCCUCUUAUCAACUUCCUUGGUCAGCACCCAUAAUUGGGUUUUCUGUCCUUACCGAGGUGCCAUCUUCAAGAGUGGUGUCCUUGCAUUACCUAUACGCCUCUCUUAAUAUUUAUGCAUGAGGUACGUCACAAUGCUAACCCAAAACGAGGCGAUGGGCGCAGCCACUGCAAGUGAUGGGGUACGUGAGAAUUAUGACGUCAUGCAUAUAGGAUUCAAACCACCUUGUUAUUGGUAAAGCUUAUUGGUCAAAGCACUUCAACAUCUGCUCUACAAUGCAAAGGCUCAUGGGUCCACAUCCGACCUAAGGUUCCUCUGGGUUUUGGGGUUUUUUUUUCCCCAGAACUCAAAAACAUCUAAAAAUAAAACGUCAUUCCUCGUCUUCUCUCCAUUUGGGUUCUUGGCUAGUAAAGUGACAAAGUUUACUUUUCUGAGAGUCCUUGGCUUAACAACCAGAACAAAUGAAAUGAAAGCACAAAGAACACACUAUUAAAAAAAAAACAAAUUUACACCAAAAGUAAGUGAUCAUCAUUGAAACACUUGCUUCAAUUUGUUUUAUUUUUUUACAACUUAAACCAUGAGACAUAAAUAUUUCAAAUCAGAAACAAAACAACGGGAAACAAUUUAACGCCAAUGAUUAAAUACAAAUCUUGAAGCAGUACUGUACGUCUUAUUUGAUGUGCUGCAACAAAACAUGAUAUAUGAUUAUUUUUACUCUUUGUAUUUGUAUGUACACAGUUAUUAGGAAUAAAAUUAAAAUAAAAGAUUAUUACUUUACAUGUUUUAAAAAGUGCUGUUUUUUUAUUUUAGUUUAUUAUUUUGUUAUCGAGUCCAGGGAAGGACUUCACAAAGAUUUGCAGACUUGCCUUAUCUCAAGUUAGGACGAGUUACUAACUUAGGACUAGCCUUAAGUUUUUAAGAACGCCUAAAGAGUCCUCGGACUAGUCCUAAGUUGGACUAUCUUUGUGAAAUCGACCCCUGGUCAACUAUGACUUAAUGAUGAAGUCCACUUUGUGGUUCCAUUGCUAUAGACCAUUUAACAAAAAAGGUACCUUGUACUUUCUAGAGUCUUUUCUGGCAUUAAAGUACACUGGUCAUUGGGGGAAAAAUUGUUACCAGCCGAAAAACUUCUUUUAUGUCAUUCUCCAUUGUUCGAGGAACUAAAGGACGAGUCACACUGCAGUGAUAACGAAAACAAUAACGAUAACGAUGCAAAGAGAACGCAUUCUAUUGGUUGAAUUGCU
Messenger RNA from Asterias rubens (European starfish), 2678 nucleotides. Its product is annotated as ubiquinone biosynthesis protein COQ4 homolog, mitochondrial-like. Gene Ontology annotation, cellular component: mitochondrial inner membrane; mitochondrion. The transcript is spliced from 6 exons. Gene Ontology annotation, biological process: ubiquinone biosynthetic process. NCBI's taxonomy places the organism in Eukaryota, Metazoa, Echinodermata, Asteroidea, Forcipulatida, Asteriidae. Bases 112 to 1113 code for a protein of 333 amino acids. The record is from RefSeq and is a predicted model, not a curated record.